AUGAAGCGAUCCGAGAAGAGUUCGUCCAGCGCCUCCAAGAAGAAGCACCAGCGGAAGCAGCAGCGCGAAGCCAACAAGAAGCUGGUCAAGAAAACGAUGACGGUGCUCCAGCCCGCGCUAUCGAUCGGGCUGAGGACGAGGCACAACCCACCCCAUGAAGCUACAUGGCAUUUCGUCGACGUCCGGCAGCAACCACACGUCAUCAAGUUGCUGGGGCCCGAGCUCUUCCGGGAAAUUCGCCAAAAGUUCCGCAUCAACGAGGCGGAAUUCUCCCGCGGGAAUAGUGGCUCCGCCAUAUUCUUCACCGACGAUGAUGCAUAUGUGGUGAAGACUCUUAACGAGGCCGAGAGGGAUCAGUUGAAAAAGAUUCUUUUGGAAUAUAUCAAGGUGCUGGGCACGCGGUGGGCGGUGAAGCUGUGCCUGAUCGACGUGCUCACCCAAGGGAAACCACACAAUGUCCUGCGCCACAAGACCAACCUGCUCGACUACCUCAACGCUGUCAUCUGCCUCCGACCCGGAUGGCAAGAGCGCCGCGACGGUGCCCGGUUUCGAGCGCUUGCACCUCCACGACAACGGACGAAGGCCGGCAACCAGGUCUUCAUCAAGAUGUGUAUUAUCGACGUGCUCCAGAGCGUCGCAAAGCCGAAGGCCGCGGAGUACAAGGCCGAGUUCCUCGAAGGAAUCGACAAGUUGAUCUUCCCUGGACUCGUGUUCAAGAAGAAGAAGCCGAGCAUCAAGACCAACGAUGCUGGUUCUUCGGGACGUCGCGGUGGCGGAGGCGGAGGCGGAGGCGUAGGCGGAGGCGGAGGCGGAGGCGGAGGCGGAGGCGGAGGCGGAGGCGGUGGCGGAGGCGGUGGCGGUGGCGGCGGCGGCGGCAAGGGCGGCGAGAAGACGGGCGGUCGCAGCGGCAAGGAACAUCACCCGAAGCGCCAGCUGACCACCCCGCUC
This is a messenger RNA of Mesorhabditis spiculigera, 948 nucleotides long. The record is from the annotation of a GenBank genome assembly. Lineage: Eukaryota; Metazoa; Nematoda; Chromadorea; Rhabditida; Rhabditidae.